AUGGAGGAUUAUAUUAUAUUAAGUAAAUGUGGGCAGGGUACAUAUGGCAGUGUUUUUAAAGGAAUACAUAAGAUUACUCAUUCGUUAGUUGCUUUAAAAAGGGUAACGGAUAUUGCUCAAGAAGAUGGCGAACCAGUAGAGGUUAAAUAUCUAAAUCAAUUAAAAAAUCUAUCAAAUAUAGUUAAUUUAAGAGAUCACUUUUAUAUAGAUAAAAAUAGUGUUUUAGUUUUGAUUAUGGAAUUUAUAGAGGGUGACCUUUGGAAGAUUAUGUCAAACCCUCAAUGCACUUUAUCACUUGGUCAAAUUAAAAACUUUACAAAACAAUUAUUGGAAGGUGUAAAACAAUGCCAUGUUAAUGGUAUAAUGCAUAGAGAUAUCAAACCUGCAAAUUUAUUGAUAACCACAAAUGGUGUUUUAAAAUUAACAGAUUUUGGAUUAUCAACAUCAUAUUCAAAAAGAAGUGAAAAAUUUUUAUCAAGUAAUGUUGUUUCAUUAUAUUAUAGACCACCAGAAUUAUUAUUGGGGUCAUGUAUAUAUGGUCCAGAGAUUGAUAUGUGGUCAGUUGGUUGUAUAUUAAUGGAGAUGAUCAAUAAUUCUUAUUUGUUUGCAGGUGCUGAUGAAACUGCUCAAUUAGAUUUAAUUUUUAAGUUAUUUGGUUGUCCAACUGAAAAAUCUUGGCCUGGUGUCUCAUCAUUACCAGGUUAUAACGAUUUAUUUAAUAAACAACAACAACAACAACAAAAUGAAAAUAAUUAUAGCAAACAACAUAAUAACAAUAACAAUAAUAAUAAUAAUAAUAAUAAUAAUAAUAAUAAUAAUAAUAAUAAUAAUAAUAAUAAUAAUAAUAAUAAUAAUAAUAAAUAUAAUAAUAUAUCAACUUCAUGUUUACAAUCACCAUCUUCUUCACCACCAAUUGGUGGCUAUGCUUCAUCAUUAUCAUCAGAUUUUAAUAGUAAUGAAUAUAAUGGUUAUAAUCAAACCUUUUCAAAUGAAGAUUGCUUGGCAAUCUCUCAAAAAAAAUUAAUAGAUAAAUUUCCACAUCUUGUUUUAUUGCCAAGCGUUUUGGAUUUGGCAUCCAAAAUGUUGACAUUAGAUCCAAAGAAGAGAAUAAAUAGUUUAGAAGCACUCGAGCACCCUUGGUUUAAAUCAUCUAAUGAUAUGGAUCAAAUAGUACCUUUCUCAAAAGAUUUUACCGAUUUAGCAAAUCGUUAUAUUGCUAGUACUCGACAAUUACAACAACAACAACACCAUCAUCAACAACAACAACAACAACAACAACAACAACAACAACAACAACAACCUCAUCAACAACAAUUAAUUCAAAGACAACACCAAGAACAACAGCAACAACAAUUAAUUCAAAGACAACAAGAGCAAUCAAAGCAACAAUUAAUUCAACACCAUCAACAAUCGGUUAACCAACAACAAUUGGCUCAACAACAACAAUUGGCACAACAUCAACAAUAUAACUCACAACAACACCAACAACACCACCAACAACAACACCAACAACACCAACAACACCAACAACAACAACAACAACAACAACAACAACAACAACAACAACAACAACAACAACAACAACAACAACAACAACAACAACAACAACAACAACAAUAUCAUCAACAUCAGCAACAAUAUCAUCAAUAUCAACAACAAUACCAUCAACCAUCACAACAACAACAACAACAACAACAACAACAACAACAACAACAACAACAACAACAACAACAACAACAACAACAACAACAACAACAACAACAACAACAACAACAACAACAACAACAACAACAACAACAACACCAAUACCAACCCCCACAACAAUACAACCAUCAACCCCCACAACACCAACACCAACACCAACACCAACACCAACACCAACACCAACACCAACACCAACCACAACCACAACACCAACACCAACCACAACCACAACCACAACCAACACCAACACCAACACCAACAUCAACACCAACAACAACAACAAUACCACCAACCAUCACAACAACAAUACAACCAACCAUAUCAAAAUCAAAUGGAUAA
Dictyostelium discoideum AX4 is the source of this 2043-nucleotide messenger RNA. RefSeq lists its product as hypothetical. The transcript has 3 exons. Bases 1 to 2043 code for a protein of 680 amino acids. The record is from RefSeq and is a predicted model, not a curated record. Gene Ontology annotation, biological process: regulation of cell cycle. NCBI's taxonomy places the organism in Eukaryota, Evosea, Eumycetozoa, Dictyosteliales, Dictyosteliaceae. Gene Ontology annotation, molecular function: cyclin-dependent protein serine/threonine kinase activity; protein kinase activity; protein serine kinase activity.